GGGUGGGGGUUGGGGGGAGGGUGGCGUUGGGAAGGCGAUGGCGGAUGUAGACAACCUCAACGUCGACAGCAUCAUCCAACGGCUGCUGGAAGUGAGAGGGUCCAAGCCUGGUAAGAAUGUCCAGCUGCAGGAGGAUGAAAUCAGAGGAUUGUGCUUCACAUCUCAAAAGAUCUUUCUGCACCAACCCAUCCUGCUAGAGCUUGAAGCCCCGCUCAAAAUAUGUGGCGAUAUCAAUGGGCAAUACUAUGAUUUGCUUCGACUCUUUGAUUUCGGUGGUUUCCCGCCAGAAAGCAACUACCUGUUUCUCGGGGACUACGUGGACAGCGGGAAGCAGUCGCUGGAGACUAUCUGCCUCUUGCUGGCCUACAAAGUCAAAUAUCCCGAGAAUUUUUUCCUUCUCAGAGGAAUCCACGAAUGUGCCAGCAUCAAUGGAAUUUACGGAUUUUAUGAUGAGUGUAAAAGAAGAUACAACAUUAAACUAUGGAAAACUUUCACAGACUGCUUUAACUGUUUACCGAUAGCAGCCAUCGUGGAUGAGAAGAUAUUUUGCUGUCAUGGAGGUUUAUCACCAGAUCUUCAAUCUAUGGAGCAGAUUCAAUGUAUUAUGCGGCCAACCGAUGUGCCAGAUGAAGGUCUUCUUUGUGAUCUUCUGUGGUCUGACCCCAAUAAAGAUGUCUUAGGCUGGGGUGAAAAUGACAGAGGGGUGUCCUUCACAUUUGGUGCCGAAGUGGUUGCAAAAUUUCUGCAGAAGCAUGAUUUGGGUCUUAUAUGUAGAGCCCAUCAGGUGGUUGAAGAUGGAUAUGAAUUUUUUGCAAAGAGGCAGUUGGUCACUCUGUUUUCUGCACCCAAUUAUUGUGGAGAGUUUGACAAUGCAGGUGCCAUGAUGAGUGUGGACAAAACAUUAAUGUGCUCUUUUCAGAUUUUAAAGCCGGCAGAGAAGUGGAGUGCCGUGAGACCCGCAACACCUCCACGGGGUAUGAUCACAAAGCAAGCAAAGAAAUAGAUAUCGUUUUGACACU
This is a messenger RNA of Myotis brandtii (Brandt's bat), 1019 nucleotides long. RefSeq names its product serine/threonine-protein phosphatase PP1-gamma catalytic subunit. The transcript has a single exon. The record is from RefSeq and is a predicted model, not a curated record. Gene Ontology annotation, cellular component: cytoplasm; nucleus. Gene Ontology annotation, molecular function: protein serine/threonine phosphatase activity. The coding region runs from base 38 to 1003 and encodes 321 amino acids. NCBI's taxonomy places the organism in Eukaryota, Metazoa, Chordata, Mammalia, Chiroptera, Vespertilionidae.